AUGAUUUGGCCCUCUGUUAAAACGCAUUGGUUCCUGAAUCUUAUACCGCCCGGCUACAAAGUCUCGACAAAAUACGAUUUGCCCACUGGCUAUGCAUUAGCCUAUGUGCCGCCGAAUGCCAUUGUGCAGCCUACCUCUUCCAGGGAUGAAAAUGACUCUUCACACUGGAAGUCAGAAGAGAUCGUGUCUUCUAACAGUCUCGUAUCUCCAUUAAUCGCCAUUCUGCAAAUAUUCUAUGCAUCAGCCACUCUAUAUCAGUCUCGUGGCUACCAAAUUGCCCGAUAUGGAUACGCUGCAUUCGGUUUCACCGUAUUGCCGUAUCUAGUCAUGUCUUUCAUCAAUCUUCUUGGUCGUGUUCUCACUCCCACAUAUCCAGACCUCUACCUGGUUCGAACUGAGAUUAUGGACGAGGCCAUUCACCGCGGGGGGCGUUUUGACAACAUAGUGGGCUCGCUCUUGAGCGAUCCUCUGCCAGUGAAAGAUUUGUUUGUGUUUUCUGGAGUUUUCAAGAAUCAGUACCAGGGUCUAUGGGAAUUUCAACCAUCGUCUAAGGUCUAUAAAUCCGGGGAGAUUGAGCCGUCCACCAAUGAGAGGUUGAGAUCAGCACAAACGCAGGAUACCAUACAUCCGGUGGCAAAGGGAGGCAUCCAUCCCCCAUCGAAGCUACUCCACAAGGAUACACAUAAGUCUUCUGCCUCAUCACAAAACGAAGACGAUGAAGAUGAAAAUGUUCUUAUUUGCCCGAGAUGCUACAACUUCAAAGUUUCCGAGAUCAAGGAAUUGCCUCGGCUUUUUAAAGGGAGGAAAAUUCGCUUGAGCUACAUUCUAUUUUCCAUUUCUUUACUGGUAAUUAUCACAAUGCCACUUCUGGUCAUUGGAGUGAUGUCCCGCUUCCAACCAGGUGAAAGCACAAUAGCUCAAAGAGUUUGGAUUCUGGGCUGGCUUUUAGUUGGAAUGGUGGCAAUCAAUAAUCCCUUUUGUGUUGAUUUGAUUAUCAUUGGCAUUGAUAACGUUAAAUCCCGCCUGACUCGGAGACGCCAUCUGCAAACUCAUGAGUCAGGCCCUAGUGACCGAGAAAGACGGCAUUACCGGCAGGGCAUCAAGAUUUAUGCCAGCUUGGUUUUGUGGAUUUGCAUGUAUCUUGGCUUUCUAGCCACACCAGCCAUUGGCCGCUUUGUCGUGGUUGGCCAAAUGCUCCAUGAGUAUGGUUCUUGCCUGAGCCUUGAAUGA
Penicillium cosmopolitanum is the source of this 1230-nucleotide messenger RNA. RefSeq lists its product as uncharacterized. The transcript has a single exon. The record is from RefSeq and is a predicted model, not a curated record. Bases 1 to 1230 code for a protein of 409 amino acids. NCBI's taxonomy places the organism in Eukaryota, Fungi, Ascomycota, Eurotiomycetes, Eurotiales, Aspergillaceae.